AUGGAUCUCAGCGAUAUCCGUCCCUUUACUAUCUCCGUUCCCGAUGACGACCUGACCGAGUUAUACAAGAAGCUUGAACUAACUCGCUUGCCUGACGAGCUAGACCUACCCUCCGGUCAGGAAUGGGAAUGGGGAAUCCCGCUCGCAGUAUUAAAACCCACUAUCGACUAUUGGCGCGAGAAGUAUGACUGGCGAGCUGUUGAAAAGAAUAUCAAUCGGACUCUUCCUCAAUUCACGACGACUGUCCAAUCGCGCAACCAUGGAUCACAAAGUGUUCACUUUGUAUUCAAGAAAUCUGACAAUCCGUCGGCUAUACCAUUGCUAUUUGUUCACGGUUGGCCUGGGAACUUUCUCGAGGUCUCGAAGAUGGUUGAUGAGCUCGCUAAUCCGUCAGAUCCCAAACACCCUGCGUUUCAUGUGGUGGCACCAUCCCUACCGGGUUUCGUGUUCUCGGAGCGAGCAAGCACGCCCGGAAUGGACCUCAAGGAGGAGAUUGGCGAGGGAUCGCGAGUUUGUCGUGCACUUGCGCUUUACCACAAGGAAACCUGUCUCGGAACUCAUGCAAACCUAAUCUCUUAUGGCGCACCGACCUUUUGGAGGAAUCCUAUUAUCGGGCUUAAACUUGUACUGGGAGCGAAUAGUAUUCCCGGUGGAUAUUCUGCCGAUGAAAUGGAAGGAGUUCGGAGAGUGCAGGAGUUUGGCACAAUCGGGAAUGCAUACAUGAAAAUUCAAGGGACGAGACCACAGUCUUUAGCCUACGCCUUGACCGACAGCCCAGUUGGUCUAUUGGCAUGGGUUGGCGAAAAGCUCUACGCUUGGUCUGACAACUACCCUUGGACACCGGAAGAGUUGAUAACAUGGACCAUGCUCUACUGGGUCAAAGGCAAGGCAGUUAUGUUACAUACCCAGACUUCCUGUUGA
Molecule: messenger RNA, 921 nt
Organism: Rhizoctonia solani
Lineage: Eukaryota; Fungi; Basidiomycota; Agaricomycetes; Cantharellales; Ceratobasidiaceae
Product: epoxide hydrolase
Exons: 8
Coding region: 1-921 (306 amino acids)
Biological process (GO): epoxide metabolic process
Molecular function (GO): epoxide hydrolase activity
Source: RefSeq, a predicted model, not a curated record